This is a messenger RNA of Colletotrichum graminicola M1.001, 1848 nucleotides long. RefSeq names its product C6 zinc finger domain-containing protein. Gene Ontology annotation, molecular function: DNA binding; zinc ion binding. Lineage: Eukaryota; Fungi; Ascomycota; Sordariomycetes; Glomerellales; Glomerellaceae. The record is from RefSeq and is a predicted model, not a curated record. The transcript has 5 exons. Gene Ontology annotation, biological process: DNA-templated transcription. The coding region runs from base 1 to 1848 and encodes 615 amino acids.
AUGGGUCAGAAGCUAACUCCACCAAGUCUGACGUUUGAUACUUUGUGCGUCAUCAGGCGCGGGAAGAGCGAUCUCAUUCUCGAGGGCGUGCUGAGGGUGGAGAGGUUUCUCCAUGAAAUGAAGGCCACCAUCACCAGUCCCGCAUCCUCCACGUUCCACUUUUCGCCGAACCCAUCCCACGAUGGAGUCUUCAAGGGAGCAUCGCUCUUUGCCGAGCACCGCCCACCCGUGGUAUCUCCGGCUCUCCGGUCUGCAUCGCGGGGGUCCUUCUCCGGGUCUCCACUCAACGAGAUGCAUCAUCCGCAACGCACACCCCUCUCUGAGACACAAUACCAGAACAACUAUGACAAUGCCGUGCUUGAUUCCAUGCACACGAGCACCACGGAGUCCGUUCUUCAGUGGCCUCACUUCGAUGCUUACUCGGCCAUGCGGGAUGGGUAUGUUUCCAUCUUCCACCUCGAACAAUCACGACAGGCGGUGAAGACACGAUCUACAAGCAUGUAUCCUUAUGUAACGUCAGAGAAUAUUGAGGGUAUCAUCGAUUCGUUCGAGUACACCAUCAAUUUCUGGUAUCCAACCAUGUCCCGCAACCAACUUGAACAGGUCCGUGAUCUUAUCUCAGGCGGCAUUCCGGAAGAAGAUAGUAUCCUAGCGUGCCUGGCGCUUUUGACCAUGGCUCUGGGGUGCGCCGGUCAGGUCACCGCGGGUUUGACGACAGGAAAGGCGUUAAGCGGAGAGGAACGAAAGCGGAGGGCGGCAAUGAAGGCCAUGGGUGAUGUGUACUUUGACAGCGUUCUGAAGAAGCUCCAUGUCGUGCACACCAACGUGGGGAGCACAGCCACGCACUGCUUGUUUUUCACAGCUAUGUACUUUGCAUUCCUCAGACGACCGUUGCAGGCGUGGGAAUACAUCAACGCUGCUUCCGCCAAAUGCCUCUUGCUGCUUUCCUACCCUCCCGAGUCCGAGUCGGCCGAAGACCUGGAGCGGAUUCGCAGGAUCUUUUGGUCUUGUUACAUCCUUGAGAGCGAUUAUCUCGCUGAGCUUUCUGGGCUUCCCCAGUCUGGUAUUGCACGCAUCGAGGCGUCAACUCCUCUUCCAGGGGAUUAUAAUACCCACCGGGACCCUCAGAUUGAAGAGCAGUCAUCCAUGUAUUUUCUCGCUUGUAUCUCGAUGCGCCGUCUCUUGAAUCGGGUUCAUCAACUUCUCUACGCCCGCGGCACUGGUGCCGCCCUCGAUCACGCGCGCUUCCCCUACGUCGUUGCCGAGCUAAAUCACCAGCUCGACGAUUGGCGUGAGGUUCUACCACCGGCAUUUGCAUUCAGCGUCGGAUUCAAUGAAGUCAACAAUAGCCAGAGCACAGCGACGGAACACGGGGGCUUCCUGAGGCAGAGGUAUCUGACUUGUCGAAGCGUCAUUUAUCGACCAUAUCUCAUGUGGAUGCUGAGUGGCAUGGCCGGCGGGAACGGGGCCAGCUCCGACCUUCUCGUUAGUCAAGAUGCCUUAAACAACUGUAAAGCUUGCUUGGAUGCGUGCUUGCUGCAUAUUCUCAACUUGAGGGGCUUUGGUCAGACGGUCUUGGUUGAUACGUGGAUUUGCUCUCUUUCCAUGGCCGGUGCAAUGCUUGUGUUACUUGCCGCCUGUCGUAUCUCAACGCUAAAGGACAUGAUCGGGCCUGAAGUCCUCGGAGCCGGUGCCCACUUGAGGCAGCUCUUGCAGGGCUGGCAGGGAGUCAUGGGCGAGCCUACGUCUCCCAGCGUUAACCAAGCCAUCCGAAUCAUCAGCGACGCAGAUAGAUUCAUCAAAGAGGUCUACCAAGCGGGAGACUCGUAUUCUAUGAGGCGUCAAUGA